AUGGGUUCUGUAACACAACCUACACUUCCCAUAAUAGACUUCACUAAGAAUGACUUACAACCAGGUUCACGUUCUUGGCUUUCUUUAAGCAAAGAUGUCGUCCGUGCACUCGAAGACUAUGGUUGUUUCAUUGUGAUUUUUAGCGAAGUCUCUUCAGAACUACACCAAGCGAUUUUUCGUGCAGCCGAAGAACUAUUUGAUCUACCAACAGAAAUAAAAGUUCUAAACACUUCAGAUACACCCUCCCAUGGCUACGUGGGGCAAGAGCCUGUUAUUCCUUUAUACGAAGGUUUGGGCAUUGAAAAUGCGACGACUUCUGAAGGUGUUCAAAGAUUCACCAAUCUCUUAUGGCCCUCUGGAAAUGAGCGUUUUCGGGAAACUGUUCUAGCAUAUUCAAAGAUUGUGGCCGGAUUAGAUCAAGUGGUAAUGAGGAUGGUGGCAGAGAGUUAUGGUAUAGAAAAGGAGCAUGAAUCACUUCUUGGAUCGAUCUCAUACCUUCUUCGACUGAUAAAAUACCGAGGACCCGAAAUAAAUGGAACGAAUUUGGGUAUUGUCCCUCACACGGACAAGAGCUUCAUGUCCAUUCUCCAUCAGCAUCAAGUGAAGGGCCUGGAGAUUAAGACAAAGGAUGAUGAAUGGAUGGCUAUUGAUCCCUAUCCUUCUUCAUUCGUUGUCAUGGCAGGCGAUGCUUUUAUGGCAUGGACUAAUGGCAGAAUAGAACCUGCGUAUCAUCGAGUGAUAAUGAACGGGAAUGAAGAAAGAUAUUCACUGGGCCUUUUUUCAUUCAUAAGGGAUUUCACUAUACAAGUGGCAGAUGAGCUAGUUGAUGAUGAACACCCACUACAGUUUAAACCAUUUGAUCACUAUAAGUAUAUUCAUUUCUACUAUACUGAAGAGGGAAAGAGAUCAAAAUGUCCCAUCAAGGCUUAUUGUGGAGUUUAA
Molecule: messenger RNA, 942 nt
Organism: Fraxinus pennsylvanica
Lineage: Eukaryota; Viridiplantae; Streptophyta; Magnoliopsida; Lamiales; Oleaceae
Source: the annotation of a GenBank genome assembly